Molecule: messenger RNA, 3989 nt
Organism: Oryzias latipes (Japanese medaka)
Lineage: Eukaryota; Metazoa; Chordata; Actinopteri; Beloniformes; Adrianichthyidae
Gene: atf7ip
Product: activating transcription factor 7 interacting protein
Biological process (GO): regulation of DNA-templated transcription
Cellular component (GO): nucleus; transcription regulator complex
Molecular function (GO): protein binding; transcription coregulator activity
Source: RefSeq, a predicted model, not a curated record
UGUGGAGCUCACUCUAGUCUGUGCCUGCGCUGCUGGCUCAAUGAGGCUCUAGCAUCCUGCAGCUCAGCUUCUCCACACUGAGGUGCUGCUGCUUGAACACACCAACAGGGGUGAGUCCUCCUCAGCUAACCCGUACAAACCGACCGCUCAAGUUCUGGAGCCGUCCAUACGUACCUCAGCGGCACUGGGCAUCAACUUCAGCGCCUCAACUGGUGGAGAGGCUUUGAAAAAAGAACCCCAAGGAAUACUGAAAUUCAGGUCGCGACGCUCGGCGCGAGCGGCUGAGGUCUAUCAUCGUCCAACCCCCGCCGCAACGACUGCUGACGUCACACCAGUUUUAUUUCUCUGCCUCGAAAAGAGGAGGAGCCUAUUUUCGAGUUGAUCCGACGGUCGGUUGAGACCGCGACCACCGCGAUCCAGGCUGUGUGGCACAACCUCUACCCUUCUCCCGCCUGCAUGUUAAAAGGAGAAGUUACUGUCACAGCAGAUCCCUAACGGGUUCAGUAGAUUUUAAAGGUGAUAACAAAGAGAAGAGACGGAGCCGUGUGAAAAAAGCGGGAAGAGCAGUGGAUAGCGCUCAUCAGAUUCAACGUCAUUUGGUAAAUCCAUGACCAUCAAUCUGCUUGCCUAAAGGAAGCAAUGGAAGUUGUCGUGGCGGAGGAGAAAAAGAAAAUUUUCCGGGCCAGGAAAACGAUGAAAAUGAGUGAUCGUCUGCAACUGGAAAGCCUUCACAGCACUUUGCUGACAUCAGCUUCAAGUUUGCCCAGCCCAUCUCCACCACCACUUAUGAAUGGCACACACAAAGAAGACGGCGAGAAAGUGGACGAUAAAGAGCAAAACAACAUCUCGCGCGCAAACUCUCCCAACGCAACAUCACCCAACUCUCAAACCCCUGGGAAUUCUCCUGCGCCAUUCCUGUCCCUAAAUUUGUCCCCGUCUCCUGGUUCCUCUCAAAGUCCAAAAGAACAAGAAGUUACUUCUCCCAGGUCUCCAGUCCAAUCUGCAUUCUUUGACGAUAUUAAGGCAGAAAGUGAGGCAAAAGACUUUUCUCCAGGACUAUUAAAUGAGUCUUCAGUGCCAUCGUCAACUCAACCAAAAAAAGACACUACAGAGACGCCAUUGGACGAAAAGAAGCAGGAAAAAAAGAGUACAACAGAGCAUCUAUCAGUGGAUAAUUCCUUAAAAGAUUCAGCCUCGUCCUCGGAUGCUCCACCGUUGGAAUCUGAAUUUACACGACCAGUUGAGGGAGAAAGUGACUCUUCCACAAAAACGGACCCUGGCCCCCACAUUUCCAAAGUAAAAGAUGGAAAGCCUUAUUCUCCCAAAGCUUCUACGAGUCUUUCCAAACCUCAUUCUGAGGGGGAAAAAAAGAAAUCAGUGGAUAUCAAAGAGGAGAGCAUAAAAGAUGAGAAGAAUAAAAAAACCAGCAUCAAGAAAGGGUUAAAAUGUGGCGAAAAAAUGGAGGUGGAUUUAGUAAAAGAGGAGAUCAAAAAGGAAAAAAGUGAAGAGGGACAAAUGACUAAGUCGUCUCGACCAUCAUCAACUCCGCCCUCUAAUACAGCUCAAGAGAAGAGGUCAUCCUCAACACUGAAGCGCACCUUAUCAGAAGGAAGUGAAAUAGACGGACCGACUGUUAAAAGAGAAGGCAAAAGGCCCAAGAUGCAACAUGAAGAACUGGAGGCCCAACUGGAACUGAAAAUCAGUGCCAAAGCUGGCAGUCACCAUAAGCUUGAAAAGAUUGUGCAGCAGCUUGUGGAAGAACGGCUGAAGAUCUUGGAGUUGACUGUUUUCGACAAAAAUUUCCAAGAGCUAAAAGCCAGGGUAGAUAAAAUUGACUGUGCCAGCAAACAUCAAACGGCCCUAAACUCACUCCAAACCAAGAUUUCUCGACUCGCUAAAAAGUUUGGAGAGGCUAACCAAGCAUCUGAAAACAAAAGAAAGCAAGAUGUUAUUGCUGCAGCUGCCGCUGCAGCUGCUGCAGCAGCUUCUGUAGCUACCACUACAACAACUGCUGCCAAGACUACUACUGUUACAACCAUCCCUCCACCUCAGCGGCCGGUCCGUGCUACCGUCGAAGUAAAGCAGACUCCAACCGUUCCUUCGUCUAGCUCUGCUGUUGUUUCGGUCCAAGCACCUUUACCUGCCUCUGUUGCAGCCUCGACCACCUCCGGCACCUCCACUGCCAUGGUUCCACAGGGCUCCAUCCUGCAGCUCAUAACCUCCAGCGCCAACAACGUCUCCACGCUGGCCACAGGCAUCACUACUCAGAGUCAGCCGGGCACGCUGGUGCUGAAGACGGCCCCCGGGAGCAGCAUGGUGGCUGCGGGGCAGCCUCUGGUUAUCCAGCUGCCGCUAUCGGUUAAUGGCCAGACGGGGACGCUGGUCAACUUCCCAGUUUCUUCCUUGUCUGCGGCCACCUCACUAACCAAGGCUAAAACCACUCCCUCCACCACCACCUUCAUUCUCAAGCCCUCUCCUGCGACCAACCCAGUAUCGGUCUCCAGCUCAACGGCCGCCUCUCUCCCAGCAAUUCAGGCCUCUGCGGGUCAGGUGUCCUCCACCCAGAUCUCUGUGGCCCGUGCUGUGUACCAAGGCGGUGCAGGUGGAAUAACUACUCCCAACGCGGGAGUUUCUGUGACCACAGCAAGGACACCGGCUCAGUCCGUCUCUGUGGUUGGAGCUUUGUCUUCUGCAUCUUCACCUGCAACCUCUGUACCGGCGGCGACCGGUUCUACUGCCCCAGGACCCCCACAAGGGACGUCUCUAACUUCAAAAACAGACAACCAAACCACCAUAACCCCGCCAACCAAAGUAGUUGUGCCUGUAGCACGACCCAAAGGCUCCGUCAUCGACCUUACCGAGGAUGACGAUGAUGUUCAAGUGACAGGAGUGAAGAAUGCAACAGUUGCACCUCCUUCUCCUGCGUUGCGUUCCAACCCAGUUACCAGCAUUUCCACCAGCGCUGCAGCCAGGUCGUCCCCAAAAACCAAUCAAAACCCCUCAAAUCCUCAGAUAACGGUGCAUCAUCGCCCCCCACAGGAUGCUGCUUCCAAGCCCCGCCCCACAACCUCUGCAACAACACGGGGUCCGGCCCCAGCGCUCCCUGCUCUCCCCGUCGCCCCCGCGCCUACACGCUUACCCCCCGAGGCCGAACGCACCUCUCCUCCCCAACAACUGCAGCUGAAGCUGGUGCCGGGUCAAACCGGCAUCGUGUUGUCCUGGAGUGUGGCGGAGGUCGACAGAAGCUGCGCCACCGUAGAGAGCUAUCACCUGUACGCCUUUCACCAAGACAACUCCAACUCCAGCUCCGCCCAGCAGCACUGGAAGAAGAUAGGGGAGGUGAACGCGCUGCCCCUCCCUAUGGCCUGUACGCUGACACAGUUCCAGUCUGGCUCCACAUACUAUUUUGCUGUUCGAGCCAAGGACAUUUAUGGACGCUUCGGUACCUUCUGUGAACCUCAGUGCACAAAUGUAAUCACUUCCACUUCUACCUAAAACCGUCAGAAAAAAUAAAAGUUUUUGUUUUUUUUGUUUUUUGCCUUUGAAUGGUUAUGGCAACUUCUUUUUUUCAUUUAAAAGAAAAUCCUUUUCUGUUAAGACUCAAUGCUGAACACAUGCAGUAUCUGUAAAUAAACCCACAUCCUGGACUACUGACUGACUUGGAGGAUCGCUGAAUCAAAUCUUCAUUCUCACUGGUUCUUCUUUGUAUGUGACGUAUUAUUUUGUGACUCAAACGUGUAAAUAUCUGAUUGAUCUAACCCCUCUGCAACGUCAGAUAUUUAUGCUGUUGCCUCCCGCUGUUCCAGCCUUUUUUUCCACCUGUUUUUUUUUUUUUUUUAAAGGAUAGGCUGCAAGAUUCUUCAUGUAAACUCAAAUGCACAAAAAUGUAAACUUGUGUGGUAGAAACAAAAUAACUUUUGUAAGUUCUGUCUGGAAAUGAGACUUUGACAAAAACAAUAAAAAAAAGUUUUAUUAAAUGUUCGGCUAAA